Molecule: messenger RNA, 8509 nt
Organism: Myxocyprinus asiaticus (Chinese sucker)
Lineage: Eukaryota; Metazoa; Chordata; Actinopteri; Cypriniformes; Catostomidae
Gene: prdm11
Product: PR domain containing 11
Exons: 8
Coding region: 266-3595 (1109 amino acids)
Molecular function (GO): protein binding
Source: RefSeq, a predicted model, not a curated record
UGUAAUAAAAAGAUGGUGGUCUAAGCAAGAUAGAGAAGCAGCUGACUGUGUUGCAAACAUUUGGAGAUGAUAAACUUUGCAUCGCCCGGGACUAGUGAAAGCCUCCCGUACCACUGCGUCACCGCCGCGUUUCUCGAAGCGGCCGAAGAAGAGACGCACCGCGGCUGAAGAGGACCACCGAAGACCCCCGACGCACUGCGUAUAUUCUACAGACGAUGCUGGAGUAAAAAGGGGCACACAGGAACCUCUCCAUCCUGCCCAGAUCAUGACAGAUUCCUCCACUAUUCCAGCCCAGCAGUCCAUGGAAGUUGAGGCAGACUGCAGCUCCAGUUCUUUAAAUGACAUGCCAUCCGAGGAACCAAACAAAAAACAAAAAGUUGACCAUGAGCAUCAUGCCAGUUACUGGUUCUGUGAAGAAUGCAAGGAGUAUUUUGUGGAGAAAUGCCCUAGCCACGGGCCCCCUGUGUUUGUGCCAGACACCCCUGUGGCAUCAGGGGUGCCCAACCGAGCAGCUCUCACUGUACCCGCGUGCUUUGAGAUCCUCAAAAAGCGUGAUAAGGUGGAUGUCUGCUGUAGGGAGGAAAACAUACCAAAGGGAGCACUGUUUGGCCCUUAUCAAGGCCAACUAAUGGCCUCGGAUAAACCUUCAGGGCCAUACUCAUGGAUGAUUGUUAAUGAGGACAACACAUAUAAAUUCAUUGAUGGGAGUGAUGAAACUACAGCAAACUGGAUGAGGUUUAUUCAGAUUUCCUCUGAUGAGAGCAAAAGGAACCUGAGUGCGUUUCAACAUGGCGAGCACAUCUACUUCCAAGUGUGUCGGAGACUAACAGUGGGCAAUAAACUUUUCGUGUGGUACAGCAACGACUACUUGAGACGACUACAGAGUGUGUCCCAGGACAGCAUUGACCGCAACCUGGACACAGCAGUGAAACUGGAAGACAAAUAUCAGGAGGAGCCCAGAGGUCCAGUGCUUAGAUCUGCCAUGCAAGGCAGAAGGACCCUCAGUAAGCUUGGAAGUGAUGAAGGAGAAAACCAGCCCCAGGCCAAGAAAAAGAAGAUUGACCUCAUUUUCAAAGAUGUCUUGGAAGCAUCUCUGGAAGCCAGUCAAUGUCAGAACAACCCUCUGAACAGCACCUUGACUUUUUCAAGAGCAAGAACGAAUGUCUUUCAGGUUUUCAGCCAGCCUGACUUGGAUUCUAAAGACUCUGUCUUCACCUCUGGAUUGGCUUCCAUGGAACAUCUUGAGAGAAGCUUUGAUGCAAAGUGUAUUAAAAUGGAAAACACAGAAGAAGAGGUGACUCUGACCAGUGAUAGACCUUCAACAUCUUUCUGCCCGAAUUGUAUAAGGCUGAAAAGAAGAAUCCGUGAGCUGGAGGCUGAAUUGCUCCUUCUGAGAGGACAUGGGCAGACCGAAAUUAUACCUGUAAUGCCAUCUGAGCCCCUUCCCAGUGAAGAUCUCCGAGAAGCCAUGACGCCUAUCCAAGUCGUCCUUGAAGAGGAUGACCAGGAAGUUGAUUCUGCUGAUGAAUCCAUGUCUGCUGACCUCAUGGUGGCUACAGACGAGUCUUCAAAGCUCUUGGCAGGCUCAGGUCGCCGGAUUCGUCGCUUCAAACAAGAGUGGCUGAAGAAGUUCUGGUUUCUUCGAUAUUCGCCCUCACUGAACGAGAUGUGGUGCCAUGUCUGCCGGCAAUACACCGUCCAGUCCUCCCGUACCUCUGCUUUUAUCAUCGGUUCCAAGCAAUUCAAGAUCCACACCAUUAAACUGCACAGCCAGAGCAACCUACACAAGAAGUGUUUGCAGCUUUACAAGCUGCGCAUGCACCCAGAGAAGACUGAAGAGAUGUGUCGUAACAUGAUGACUCUCUUCAAUGCUGCCUACCAUCUGGCUUUGGAAGGGCGGCCGUUUUCUGAUCUGCGACCCCUGGCUGAGCUCCUGAAGAAGUGUGAACUGAAAGUGGUGGAUCAGUACAUGAACGAGAAUGACUGUCAGAUUAUAAUCCAACACAUUGCUCGAGCAUUAAAAGAGGACUUGGCAGAGAAGAUCCGCCGUUCGCCCUUUCUAAGCAUCAUCAUGGAUGGACAGAACGAUGACCUCUUGGCUGACACUGUUGCCGUUUAUGUGCAGUUCACGACCGCAGAUGGGUUGCCUGCCACCGAGUUCCUCUCCUUACAAAAGUUAUGUGGAGGCAAUGUGGAAGGCUACGUCCAGGCAGUGGAUCGUGCCUUUGGUGUUCUCGGUCUGAGACUUCAGGACAUGUUAGUGGUUGGUUUGGGAAUAGAUGGCUCCAACAUCUCCUCUAGUUUGAGGGCCAAUCUUUACAUAGCCAUAAGAAAGACAAUCCCUUGGGUGUUGUGUCUACCUGUGAUGAUCCAUCGUCCCCAUUUAGAGGUACUUGAUGCCAUUAGUGGGAAGGAGCUCUCAUGCUUGGAGGAUUUGGAGAACAACUUGAAGCAGCUGCUUGGAUUCUAUCGGUAUUCGCCACGUAUGAUGGCCGAGCUGAGGUCAACAGCACCAACUCUGUCCGAGGAAACCGAGUUUCUUGGGGAUAUAAGGGCCAUUCGGUGGAUCAUAGGUGAGCCGAAUGUCCUUAAUUCCCUCAUCAAGGACUACCUGGAGGUGGUUGCUCACUUGAAGAGCAUCAGCAGCCAAACCCAGAGAGGUGAUGCUGCUGCUAUUGCCCUGUCUCUUCUACAGUUCCUGUUGGACUACCAAUCAGUAAAGCUGAUCUAUUUUCUGUUGGACAUCAUUGCUGUCUUUUCACGACUUGCUUUCAUCUUCCAGGGGGACUAUCUGUUGGUGUCCCAGGUGGAUGCAAAAUUUGAGGAUGCCAUUCAUGAGAUCGGACAGUUGGUGGACUCCCCAGGGGAGUACCUCCAGGAGUUUGAGGAUAACUUUCGGGAGAGCUUCAAUGGUGUGGACCUCAAGAACCUACGUGUUGCAGAGUCCAAGUUCCAGUCGAUCCGAGAGAAGAUCUGUCAGAAAAGUCAAGGAAUUCUGGCCCAAAGCUUUGAACGACGCAGCCGCACAGUGGUCCAGGCUUGUCAGGUACUUGACCUGGCCACUUGGCCUCUUAAGCGGGAUAAUCUUGGCACAUAUGGAGAGAAGGAGAUCCUUCUCAUUUUUGACCACCUGGAGACCAUUCCUUCAUCUGGCUGUGAGAUCUCGCAAGAAAGAAUAGAUCCCCGAGGAAGCCUUGUGGUUGAAUGGAGAGAUUUGAAAGCUGAUUAUUGUAGUGUAAAUGGUUUUAAAGAGGUGGUGAGCCACAUCUUCAGAUACAAGCAACGUUUUCCUCUGCUUAAUCACAUCCUGCAGUUUGUCAGGGUCUUACCAACGUCAACUGUAUGCUGCGAAAAAGGAAGGGGGUCGGUGCAGAAAGUGCGCAGAAAUAACCGUUCCAGACUGACUCUGGAUCAAACAAACGAUCUGCUCACCUUGGCCAUUAAUGGUCCAUCUAUCGGCAGCUUUGAAGGAAAGCGAGCAUUGGACAGUUGGUUUGAAGAGAAAUCUGGGAACAGUUGUUCACUCUCGACUGCCGAACAAAAGCAUGUAUUGCACAAUAUGGAAAUGAAAACAGAGUUUUAUUCUAAUAUUUGACUGAUCAGAGCCAAUUCCUCAUCCAACUUAAUUCCAAAAAGCCAUCUCAUUGGAAAAGGGCUGAUAGGGACUAUAAUGUGAUUGGCCAAGUAGUUUGACAUUGGCCCUGCUGCUAAAAUGGCCUUGAUCAGCAUGUUCUCUAAGAGUAGGUAGGAAUGCCAUUGCAGGGCACAGGCACAUGAAACACUUUAAAAUGUUCACAUACAUGGUUGUGAUGUGUUUAUAUUCAUGAUGUUUGUGUUCCAAAGAGGAAGUUUCUUAUUUUCUAUUGGUGAGGAUUGUUGUUAUGUGAAUGUUCGAUCUGAGUUUUUAAAAAACAAAAUUUCAUUGAUUUAUCAGGCAUUGAUAAGCGAAGUCUUUUUUAUUCUCUGACAAUGUCACCGCCUUUCAAGCCUAUAUUCAACUAAAACUAGUUUCAUUAUUCUAUCUGCAAUAUAAUUAGAGCAAUCAGUUUGUAUGUUGAAUUAGAUAAUAAAAAGCACUUCAUUUUUAUUGCAUGUUCAAUAUGCUGGUAAUCACAAAUCGGAAUGGAAAUAGCCACUAUUUUGCCAUGCAUUAUGUUCCUGCCAUAUAACAGACAUUUUGUAUCUUUUUUUAUAUACUCUUUAGUGUAAAUCUUGAUUUGAAACAUGUGGAUGUGCCAUGAUUCUGUAUGUAAUCAGGCUGCAGUUUACACACAAUCUAACUGAUUUAUAGAUUUCAAAUAUAUAAAAGUUUGAAUGCCUUCCAGCCAAUUAGGAAAAGUCUGCAUUACCUAACAGUCCUGAUUUUUUCUGGUACAUGUUCAUGUUUGCCAAUUUACUGCUGGAAGAGAUUCUUAGACAUUUAAGCACCUCAAAGAAGAACUCUUCUAAAUCAAAGUCGUACAAGAACAAAGCUUUGGAAUCUUUGAUUGCGUUAUUACGUGCUUGACACUUUAAAGUAUUUUAUUAGUUUACUUUCCCAUUGCUUUUCUUAAAGCCAACAGCAAAUGUUUUUUUUUUUUGUUUUUUUUUUACUGAUUUUAGUUUGUUUCUUGCAUAAUCUUGUCUUUCCACUAAUUUCCAAUGAUUAUACCUGUGCAAUAUAUAUCUUACCUUUUACAUUGUAUAUUCUUCUAUACACGCAAAUCAAAGUCUUAUUAAUGAUGUUCCUUGAAGCAAAACUGAGGUUUCCAACAUGAUAGAACACGUUUUUUAAGAUGCUUAUAUGUUCACCCUUAUAUAAUUUGUUGUUUGUUUUAAAUUGUUCUUUUAUUAUUUCAUAAAAGUUGUUUAUUGGUUCAGAAAGGUUUUGUCAUUUUCAGUGUUGCAGUUGAAAUGUUAAUUAAAAUGAAUGUCAGUUUAAAGCAUUAUUUUAUCACUCUGUAAAAUAUUGUAAUCUGCGUUAUAUCUUAAUCUAGAACAAAUAGGGAUUACAUGCAGUCUUUAAUAUUUAAUAGGGCCUAGUAUUGAUUAUACAUGCUGUUUCUAUUCAUCUGUGUAAAAUCUAAAAGAGCAGCUGAAUGCAGUCGUCUCUGAAGUUCCGUUAACCAUUAACUAUCCAUAUGCGCUGUUAAGGCUGGAGAACUUUCCAUGUGCUACGACAUGAGAUGAAUUUUUUUUUUUUUUUACAUUAGUCUGUUGCAAAGAAUUUUCUUUAGUCAUUAAAACCUCUUGUCCUUAUUUUACAAUAGAUUUAGAUUUUGCACAUCAGAAAAUUCAGCAUUGAUGUGUUUUAUGGAAAUAGAAUGCCUCUGUCAGUUCAGUAAAUCCAUUUUUAUGUUGUUUUAAUGAAUAUAAAUUUAAAAAGUAAACAGACUGUCCAAUGUACAAAAAGCAAUUUUCUAUCUAAAUGAUUGUUCUCUUUUACAUCAAACUAUUAAGCUUCAGAGAAGUUAACAUUUGCUAGCUUUUUUGCCCCAGUGAACAGUUUAACAUUUGAACUCUGUUCCAGCAGCAAUGACAUUGUGUUAAGUGUUAAUAUGUGAGCUACCAAAAAUCAGAAUAUUUUUUUUUCUUAAAUUUACUUAUGUGAAUUGCUGUAUGUGUUUGAAUUUUAGACUGUUACCUCACAGUGAGGUAUGUCAUUGAGUGAAUCGUCUUUUAUAGUGGAGGUGUAUUAAACAUGUUGUUUGUUUUUUGUUUAUUUGUUUAUUUAGAAUGGACUCAAUAAGGGAAUAUACACUGCCAGGCCCAAAAAAAAAAAAAGGUCUAAUAUUUCGUUGAACCACCUUUAGCAUUGAUUACGGCGUGCAUUCGUUGUGGCAUUGUUUCGACAACCUUAUGCAACAUCACAACAUUUAUUUCCAUCCAGAGUGCAUUAAUUUUUGGCCAAGAUCUUGUAUUGAUGACGAGAGAGUCGAACCACUCCAUAAAGUCUUUUCUAGCACAUCCCAAAGACCUUUAAUGGGGUUAAGGUCAGGACUCUGUGGUGGUCAAUUCAUGUGUGAAAAUGAUACCUCAUGCUCCCUGAACCACUCUUUCACAAUUUGAGCACAAUGAAUCUCAGCAUUGUCGUCCUGGAAUAUACCCAUGCUGUCAGGAAAGAAAAAAAUCCAUUGAUGUGAUAACCUGGUCAUUCGGUACAUUCAGGUAGUCAGCUGACUUCAUUUUAGUGCCACAUAACAUUGCUGAGCCUAGACCUGACCAACUGAAGCAACCUCAGAUCAUAACACUGCCUCCAGAGGCUUGUACAGUGGGCACUCAUGCACUUCCCUUCUUACCCUGACGCGCCCAUCGCUUUGGAAUAGAGUAAAUCUGGACUCAUCAGACCACAUGACCUUUUUCCAUUGCUCCACAGUCCAAUCUUUAUGCUCCCCAGCAAAUUUAAGUUGUUUUAUUCCGAUUAGCCUCACUAACAAGUGGCUUUCAUGUGGCCACACAGCUGUUUAGUCCCAAUCCUGCAAGUUCUCGUCGCACUGUGCAUGUGGAAAUGCUUUUACUUUCACUAUUAAACAUAGCCGUGAGUUCUACUGUUGUUUUUUUACAAUUUGACUUCAAGCAUUUUAGUGAUCUCCGAUCAUGAUCAUUCAAGUUUUUUUGCCGACCACAUUUCUUCCGUGAAGCUGACGGUUCACUACUAUCCUUCCAGGUUUUAAUAAUGCGUUGGACAAUUCUUAACCCAUUUCCAGUGAUUUCAUCAAUCUCCUUAGUUGUUUCCUUUGCUUGAUGCAGGCCAAUAAUUUGCCCCUUCUGAAACACAGUAACAUGUUUUCCACGACCACGGGAUCCGUCUUCCGACAUGGUUGUUUAAGAAAUGAGAAGCUACACACUGCAUCAGUUAGGGUUAAAAGAAUGGUUGCCAGCUGAAACAUAUUAAUCACUGCAAUAAUGAUCCAAUCAUAGGCUCUUAAGUAUUAUUAUUAAUACUUAAUAAUUAGUUACUUAAUUAAAUACUUAAUUAGUAUUAUUAUUAUUAUUAUUAUUAUUAAGCUUAUUUCAAUCAAAACUGCAACUUUUUUUGGCCAGGCAGUGUACAUACAGGUAUGUAUGUAUGUGUGUGUGUGUGUGUGUAUAUAUAUAUAUAUAUAUAAAUUCUGUGCUGAAAUAGUUUUGAAUGUUUGUACAAGGAAUAAAAGCAGUUUGUGUUUAAUUUUCUUCUGUUAAAGGUAAAGUUCACGCAAAAAUAAAAAAUGAUCUUAUUUACUCACCCUCAUGCCAUUCCAGAUGUAUAUGACUUUCUUCUGCUGAACACAAACAAAUAUUUUUAGAAGAAUAUUUCAGCUCUGUAGGUCCAUACAAUGCAAGUAAACUAUGGCCAGAACUUUUAAGCUCCAAAAAGUAUAUAAAACCAGCAUAAAAGUAAUCCAUAUGACUUCAGUGGUUAAAUCCAUGUCUUCAGAAGAGAUAUGAUAGGUGUGGGUAAGAAACAGAUAUUUAAGUCCUUUUUUACUAUAAAUCUCCACUUUCACAUUCUGAAAUGUUACUAAAGAUUUUUAGUUAAAAGGGAUUAAAAUAUUGAUCUGUUUCUCACCCAAAGUGAUUACAUCGCUUCAGAAGAUGUAUAUUAAACCACCAUAAUCAUAUGGAUUACCUUUAUGCUGCCUUUAUGUGAUUUUUGGAGCUUCAAACAUCUGGUCACCAUUCACUUGCAUUGUAUGGACAUAGAGAGCUGAGAAAUUCUUCUAAAAAUCUUUGUUUGUGUUCUGCAGAAGAAAGAAAGUCAUACACAUCUGGGAUGGCAUUAAAGUGAGUAAAUGAUGAGAGAAUUUUCAUUUUUAGGUGAACUAUCUCUUUAAGAUGUGGUUUAGGUUAGCUUCCACUGUAUUUCCAAUUUAGUCAAUGAUUGUUUGUACAAUUAUUUGUUUUUUAUUAUACAAAUCAAAUACUUGUUUGUAUUUACAGCUUGUGAGUCUUGUACACUUUUUCUUUCUCUCUUCUUCACUUAUUUUUUUAAUUUUUUUUUAUAAUGGUCAAUUCUGAUAAAAAUGAGCCAAAGUCAAGCCUGAGUUUGUUUUAAGACUUUAACACAUCUUUCUUUCGUCAAAAAGUGAUGUGUACCAAAUUGUACAUUUUAAGUCGAUAGUCAUAAUUUUGUAUCUCCUUGAUUUACUUUUCAUGUAAUCACAAUAAUGUGUACUGUUGUUGUAUCAUGAAUUAUUAUUAUUUUUAUAUUCAAACGUAUUAUUGAUGACCUGUUUGCAUCUGGGAGACACCUGGUAAAGCCUAAGGAACAAAGUCACUUCUGGUUUAUUUUCAAAAGUAAAUAGUAAUGGUAGCUGUCAAUUCUUAUUCUGUUUCUCCUUGCAGAGAGAAAUGUCAUUUAUGUCAUUUUAGUUACAUUUAUACAUCAUACACACUUUGCAUUUCUUCCUGAAAACAUAACACUGGAAACUCAAAAAUAUGAACUUCAUGUGAAUUUUAAGAAAUGUCUACCUAAAGAAUGUGGACUUAAAAUGACAGAAUAUGGAAUCUAUAUUCAACAAAUAAUGGUUUAAUAAAGUUUUUAAUUGUA